Schizosaccharomyces octosporus yFS286 is the source of this 2366-nucleotide messenger RNA. Its product is annotated as ChAPs family protein. The coding region runs from base 65 to 2020 and encodes 651 amino acids. Gene Ontology annotation, molecular function: protein binding. The record is from RefSeq and is a predicted model, not a curated record. Gene Ontology annotation, cellular component: exomer complex. NCBI's taxonomy places the organism in Eukaryota, Fungi, Ascomycota, Schizosaccharomycetes, Schizosaccharomycetales, Schizosaccharomycetaceae. Gene Ontology annotation, biological process: Golgi to plasma membrane transport. The transcript is spliced from 3 exons.
UAGAAACUUAACAGAAACCAAUCAGGGAACCAUUGAAUUUACGGUUCUUAAAGGAAAAGAGUAUAUGAGUGAUUCAUUUUUCAAAGAUAUUCCAGAGUUUCUCGAAACUCGCGUCAAUGAGUCACUAGAGGCUCGCUCCAAGUCUCUUUCGCAAUUCAAGGAGUUGGGGCCGGCUGAUCACGUUCAUACGACAAAGGUUGGCAGUCGAAAUCCGUCAAAAGAGGUUGGAACGUAUCAUUUUGUUUCGGGAAUCGAUGCCUCUUCGUCUGCUUCUUUGGCUGCUUAUCUGAAUACUCUCUCGUAUUCCUUAGACAAAAGUCAGCAAUGGUUUACUAAGUCUCAAACCUGGUCUAUAAGUCAUAGUGUAUAUUGCUGUUAUAAUGCAUUCUCUCGGUUGGACGUUCGUGUUGAGGCAAAAGUUCCUGGUGGUGUAGACACUUAUGCGAUCGAUGAAAAUGGACGAAAGCACAAAAUGGAUGUUCGCAUGUGGGUUGAAACCUACAUGUCAUCCAUACUUCGAUCUUUGCUUUAUUCCGAUGAGCUCUACUCUCGUUUCACUGGCCAUCGCAAGUUCAACCCUAUACCCAAUCCGGAUAGUGAGCUUCGUUUUUUUGAAGCUUUCGAAGAACUUUUUCCCUUGGGACAUAUGCUGGGCUCUUCGCCCGAAAUCCGCAUACCCACAAACGUCAACAAUCAUUUAGUUCGAGGUUUCUUUAUAUACGUUCGUCAAAAUUGCCGUUUUAGUGCCGCUCUAAAUUCUUUAGAAAAAUUGCAUAUCAAUUCUCCUGAAGUAUCCGUUCUUUUGGCUCAAUUAUACCUGUACAUGGAUCAUGAAGUGCAUGCUGUUCGUGUGUUGCACGAAGCCUUACAAAAACAAAGAAUGUCUGCUGAUUUACUCGUUGUUCAAGCAAGGUUCUUGGUUUCCAAAGAGCGUUAUGACCUUGCUUUGACAAGUGCUAAGCGUGCCGUUCAUGCCUCUCCAUCUGAAUUUUUACCGUGGAUAUGUUUGGCUGAAGUCUACCUUCAUUUGGAAGACUUUGAUUCUGCUUUGUUGGCCUUGAAUUCUUGCCCUAUGUACACUUAUUAUGAACGAGAUGUGUACCCUAUUCCUCCUCCUGCAAAGGCUCACCUUCCAUUGCCUGUUGGCUUCCCUAAAGAGGAGCUUGAAGGUGAAAAUGCAAAUGGACGAACUGGUUCAGUGGACAUGGUAGAUCCUUACCUUGCACGUCUCCCUUCUCCAAGCCUGCGUGGUACCUUUGCAAGAGUUUAUGAAGUAUUAACUCUUAUCUGCUCAAAGAUUGGCUGGGAUGAGCUCCUCCGAAUUCGUUCCUCUGUUUUCGUUAUGGAAGAAGAGUACCGAUCGUUAAACAAUAGUGGCAAACCUAACCCAGAUGAGAAAGAGGAUCCAACCACAGAGGAACCUUCAGUUAAGCAGAGAAAUGACAAUGAAUCUCACUUGGAUAAACCAGAGGCUAUAAUGACCAGCUCUACUCAGAACUUGAGCGUUCAUAACAAGCGCUUAUGUGAGCGAUGGUUGGAUAACCUUUUUAUGGUAUUGUAUGAAGACUUACGUGUAUUUACUAUCUGGCGUGCUGAAUAUACGCAUUUUAGGUCACAGGGAUUGGUUUACCGUAAGUCUCCAAUGGAAUGGGAAAUCUUGGGUGAAGUAGCUUUCCGACUACACCAUCGCGUUGAAGCUGUUGAAGCUUUUUGUGCCUGUCUUGAAAAUAUGUUCUCGUUCAAAGCAUGGAAAACCAUGUUAAUAAUUUGUGCUGAGGAUAAUAAUAUUGAAUUGGUACUGACUGCUAUUGCUAAACUGACUCUUUCUAAUUAUCGCUGGUACCAAGAGUACUCUCCGUUCUUGUUAGAACAUAUAAAAAAUAGAAUUAUGCAAGACGGUGCUUUGAAAAUGAAAAGCAUAUUGGCUUCCACAAGAUUGGAUCCAUAUAUCUUGAAUUUGAUUCACAAGCUUUAUUUCGAAUGGGCAAUUGUUUUUCAGAUCCCUGGACAUGAAUUAUAAUUUUCUUUGUAAUGUUUUCCUCACCUUCUUUUCAAUAUCUGGUUUUGCGCGUUUAGACAGCCUUCUCUGUCUUAUUGGGUUCUCAACGUUCCUUAAUAAAGAAGUUGGUUAAGUAACUAUACUGACCUUUACAUUCCUUACGAAAGGUAAAAUACAUAUAUAAUGAACAAAUAACAAAACUUUUACUGCCUUAAUAAACAAUCUUCAGAUACUUGGUAUAUUUUAAGAUGUAAACAAGGUUUGCUUAAAUCGAUUAACAGACUAUUAUGUUACACUCUCUGGUUACUACGCUCAUGAAUAGAAAUUCCAGUGAAUUAUAGGUAUUUAUUAUGGAUAUAUAAAAACC